This is a messenger RNA of Myotis myotis, 11162 nucleotides long. RefSeq names its product spectrin beta, erythrocytic (gene SPTB). Gene Ontology annotation, cellular component: cortical actin cytoskeleton; plasma membrane; spectrin. The transcript is spliced from 37 exons. The record is from RefSeq and is a predicted model, not a curated record. Bases 1305 to 8300 code for a protein of 2331 amino acids. Gene Ontology annotation, biological process: actin cytoskeleton organization. Gene Ontology annotation, molecular function: structural constituent of cytoskeleton; actin filament binding; phospholipid binding. Lineage: Eukaryota; Metazoa; Chordata; Mammalia; Chiroptera; Vespertilionidae.
UGAGAAGAAGAAAGGAAGCCCUGCAAAAGUGGGCUGUAAAUGUAGCAAAUGCUUUGCUCUGACAACCCCAAAAGGCAGCGGUCACAUGGUUUUGGAGAUAGAAAUGGUGAUGGAGGGAAGGUGUAGGAGGCAGUCAGGAGAAUUCACUGUCAGAUCUGGCUCCACUCAUUGAAUUGUCAACUCCCCUUGGUAAAUAUUUAGAAAAUGUCAUAGCAUGUUUCCUUUUGUAGCUGUGCUUAUUUCUUAAUUCACAUCCAAAAGAGCCAAUUCUUCCAUUUUCAGCCAGCCUUAGCUGAAUAUCAAACCACCAGGGGAUCCCAGCCUUACAGCUCACAGUGUUAGAGGCAGUCAUAGACAGAAAAUGCUUCCUCAGUGGAUUGUCUGGCUAGCUUAUGACAUUUUCAGACCACCUUUGCUUUUUCUCUUCUUCCUGUGGCUGGAAAUCUUAUGAAGCUGUCUUUUUCCUACCUCAUGAGGCCUUUUCAGGCUUUGCCAUAAUGUUUAAUUUCCAUACCAUACCUGUACAGACCUGGCCAGGGGUAUAAUUACAAGGGCAAUUAGAACCCAGACAGAUAUCGUGUUAGCAGUGGGGGCAAAAGUGGGCCUUCCUUUCUUCUUUUCAUUUGAAUGCUAUAAAUUUAGCCAGUGAAAAGGCACAGGGCUAGAAAAAGUAGACUUUCCAUUGAACUUGGCUCAGAUCAUCCAGGAUAUUUAUGAAAAGAAUCACAGGGCACCUUGACAGCUAAGGAACAAUAAUUGCUUUGAAUUAUAGUCAGUUUAGAAGUUUCCACCAUCAUAAAAAGGAGCAGAAACUUGGAUAACCCUGAAAGGAAAUAUGUUGAAAAUAAUUUCCAUUUGUACCAGACUUAAAUAUGGGUGUGUCUCGUUUGAGAAUUCAUAAUACUUCAAAUAAAACAAAGGAUAUUUGAAAGGACUAGAAAGCCGUCCCUAGCCUCAUUCUGUCCUUCUGCUCAGUUCCUACCUGUGUCCAGAAGCCCCCUAGGAGUGGUCAGUUAAUUUUACCUUCCAUCAUAUUUUCUCAGGGUGAAAGAGUAAGAAGAGGCCUUUUAUAAUACUGACUCUGAGUUAUAAGUCACCAGACCGGCAGGUCUCUAUCUGAUUCCUUUCUGUGUCCUCAGCACAGAACAGCGUACUACACACAGACGAAGAGCUUGACCUCUUUCAUUCUUAACAGCUGCAUGGGACAUAUAAGCAGCACCAUGAAGUUUGAGUCCUGAAAUCACGAUGCCAGUGGACUCUUCCAUGAAGACUGAGGCAGGUGUAGCUGCUGAGAGCCUGCUGACAUGACAUCAGCCACGGAGUUUGAAAACGUAGCCAACCAGCCACCGUACAGCCGGAUCAAUGCCCGCUGGGAUGCCCCGGAUGAUGAGCUGGAUAAUGACAACAGCUCGGCCAGGCUCUUUGAGAGGUCCCGGAUCAAGGCCUUGGCAGAUGAGCGAGAAGUUGUUCAGAAGAAGACCUUCACGAAAUGGGUGAACUCGCACCUGGCCCGCAAGUCCUGUCGCAUCACCGACCUCUACAAGGACCUGCGGGAUGGACAGAUGCUCAUCAAGCUGCUGGAGGUGCUCUCUGGAGAGAUGCUGCCAAAGCCCACGAAGGGGAAGAUGCGCAUCCACUGCCUGGAGAACGUGGACAAGGCCCUGCAGUUCCUCAAGGAGCAGCGUGUGCACCUGGAGAACAUGGGCUCCCACGACAUCGUGGACGGCAACCACCGCCUGGUCCUGGGCCUCAUCUGGACCAUCAUCCUUCGCUUCCAGAUUCAGGACAUUGUUGUUCCGGAAGGUCCGGAAGGUCGUGAGACGCGCUCGGCCAAGGAUGCGUUGCUGUUAUGGUGUCAGAUGAAGACGGCAGGCUACCCCCACGUCAAUGUCACCAACUUCACCUCCAGCUGGAAGGAUGGCCUGGCCUUUAAUGCCCUGAUACACAAGCACCGGCCUGACCUGAUCGACUUUGAUAAACUGAAAGACUCCAACGCCCGACACAACCUGGAGCAUGCAUUUGAUGUGGCCGAACGUCAGCUGGGCAUUAUACCGCUCCUCGACCCUGAAGAUGUCUUCACAGAAAACCCUGAUGAGAAAUCCAUUAUCACCUACGUGGUGGCAUUUUACCACUACUUCUCCAAGAUGAAGGUGCUGGCGGUGGAGGGCAAGCGCAUCGGCAAGGUGAUCGACCAUGCCAUUGAGACAGAGAAGAUGAUUGAAAAGUACAGCGGACUGGCCUCAGACCUGCUCACCUGGAUCGAGCAGACCAUCACAGUCCUGAACAGCCGCAAAUUUGCCAACUCCCUGACCGGCGUCCAGCAGCAGCUACAGGCCUUCAGCACCUACCGCACCGUGGAGAAGCCGCCCAAGUUUCAGGAGAAGGGGAAUCUGGAAGUCUUACUUUUUACCAUCCAGUCCCGGAUGAGAGCCAACAAUCAGAAAGUGUACACGCCCCACGACGGGAAGCUAGUGUCUGACAUCAACCGGGCCUGGGAGAGCCUGGAGGAAGCCGAGUACCGGCGGGAGCUGGCCCUGAGAAACGAGCUCAUCCGGCAGGAAAAGCUGGAGCAGCUGGCCCGGCGCUUUGACCGCAAGGCCGCCAUGAGAGAGACGUGGCUCAAUGAGAACCAGCGCCUGGUGGCCCAGGAUAACUUCGGGUACGACCUGGCAGCCGUGGAGGCCGCCAAGAAGAAGCACGAGGCCAUCGAGACUGACACGGCUGCCUACGAGGAGCGGGUGCGGGCUCUGGAGGACCUGGCCCAGGAGCUGGAGAAGGAGAACUACCACGACCAGAAGCGCAUCACGGCCCGCAAGGACAACAUCCUGCGCCUGUGGAGCUACCUGCAGGAGCUGCUGGCGUCCCGGCGCCAGAGACUCGAGACGACCCUGGCGCUGCAGAAGCUCUUCCAGGACAUGCUGCACAGCAUCGACUGGAUGGACGAGAUCAAGGCUCACCUCUUAUCCGCUGAGUUCGGGAAGCACUUGUUGGAAGUUGAGGACUUGCUACAGAAGCACAAGCUGAUGGAGGCUGACAUCGCCAUCCAAGGAGACAAAGUGAAGGCCAUCAACACGGCCACCCUGCAGUUCACCGAGGGGAAAGGGUACCAGCCUUGUGACCCCCAGGUGAUCCAGGACCGCGUCAGCCACCUGGAGCAGUGCUUCGAGGAGCUGAGCAACAUGGCAGCCGGGCGGAAGGCCCAGCUGGAGCAGUCCAAGCGGCUCUGGAAGUUCUUCUGGGAGAUGGACGAGGCCGAGAGCUGGAUCAAGGAGAAGGAGCAGAUCUACUCCUCCCUGGACUACGGCAAGGACCUGACCAGCGUGCUCAUCCUGCAGCGCAAGCACAAGGCCUUCGAGGACGAGCUCCGCGGGCUGGACGCCCACCUGGGCCAGAUCUUCCAGGAGGCAGAGGGCAUGGUCGCGCGCAAGCAGUUCGGGCACCCGCAGAUCGAGGCCCGCAUCAAGGAGGUGUCCGCCCAGUGGGACCAGCUGAAGGAGCUGGCCGCCUUCCGCAAAAAGAACCUGCAGGAUGCCGAGAACUUCUUCCAGUUCCAGGGCGACGCGGACGACCUGAAGGCCUGGCUGCAGGAUGCUCACAAGCUGCUCUCCGGAGAAGACGUGGGUCAGGAUGAAGGGGCCACGCGGGCCCUGGGGAAGAAGCACAAGGACUUCCUGGAGGAGCUGGAGGAGAGCCGGGCCGUGAUGGAGCAUCUGGAACGGCAGGCCCAGGGCUUCCCCCAAGAGUUUCGGGAUUCCCCGGAUGUGACCAAUCGGCUGCAGGCCCUCCGGGACCUCUACCAGCAAGUGGUGGCUCAGGCGGACCUGCGUCGGCAGAAGCUGCAGGAGGCCCUGGACCUGUACACGGUGUUUGGGGAGACGGAUGCCUGUGAGCUGUGGAUGGGCGAGAAGGAGAAGUGGCUGGCCCAGAUGGAGAUCCCAGACACGCUGGAGGACCUGGAGGUCGUGCAGCACAGGUUUGACAUCCUGGACCAGGAGAUGAAGACGUUGAUGACUCAGAUUGAUGGCGUGAACCUCGCUGCCAACAGCCUGGUAGAGAGUGGUCACCCACGCAGUGGGGAAGUGAAGCAGUACCAGGACCACCUGAACACCAGGUGGCAGGCCUUCCAGACCAUGGUGUCCGACCGGCGGGAGGCAGUGGGCUCGGCCCUCCGGGUGCACAACUACUGCGUGGACUGUGAGGAGACCAGCAAGUGGAUCCUGGACAAGACGAAGGUAGUGGAGUCCACCAAGGACCUGGGCCGGGACCUGACGGGCGUCAUCGCCAUCCAGCGGAAGCUGUCGGGGCUGGAGCGCGACGUGGCUGCCAUCCAGACCCGUGUGGGUGCCCUGGAGCGAGAGUCGCGGUGGCUGAUGGAGUCACACCCUGAACUAAAGGAGGACAUUGGCCGACGGCAGGCAUAUGUGGAAGAGCUGUGGCAGGGCUUGCAGCAAGCCCUGCAGGGCCAGGAGGCCUCGCUGGGUGAAGCCAGCCAGCUGCAGGCCUUCCUGCAGGAUCUGGACGACUUUCAGGGCUGGCUGUCCAUGGCCCAGAAGGCCGUGGCCUCGGAGGACACGCCCGAGUCCCUCCCCGAGGCCGAGCAGCUCCUGCAGCAGCAUGCGGCCAUCAAAGACGAGAUCGAUGGGCACCAGGACAGCUACGAGCGCGUCAAGGCGUCUGGGGAGAAAGUACUCCGUGGCCAGACGGACCCCGAGUACCUGCUCCUGGGCCAGCGGCUGGAGGGCCUGGGAACCGGUUGGGACGCCCUGCGCCGGAUGUGGGAGAGCCGCGGCCACUUCCUCGCCCAGUGCCUGGGCUUCCAGGAGUUCCAGAAAGAUGCCAAGCAGGCUGAAGCCAUCCUCAGCAACCAGGAAUACACGCUGGCUCACUUGGAAACCCCAGACUCCCUAGAAGCUGCAGAGGCUGGGAUCCGGAAGUUCGAGGAUUUCCUGGUAUCUAUGGAGAAUAACCAGGAUAAGGUCUUGAGUCCUGUGGACUCUGGAAACAAGCUGGUGGCCGAGGGGAACCUCUACGCAGACAAGAUCAAGGAGAAGGUGCAGUCGAUUGAGGACAGGCACAGGAAGAACAACGAGAAGGCUCAGGAGGCCUCCGUUCUUCUGAAAGACAACCUGGAGCUCCAGAACUUCCUCCAGAACUGCCAGGAGCUCACUCUCUGGAUCAAUGACAAGCUGCUGACAUCUCAGGAUGUCUCCUAUGAUGAAGCACGAAACCUUCACAACAAAUGGCUGAAGCACCAGGCGUUCAUGGCAGAGCUGGCCUCCCACGAGGGGUGGCUGGAGAGCAUCGAUGCGGAAGGAAAGCAGCUGAUGGAGGAGAAGCCCCAGUUUGCAGCCCUGGUGUCCCAGAGGCUAGAGGCUUUGCACCGACUCUGGGAUGAGCUGCAGGCCACCACGAAGGAGAAGGCCCAGCAGCUCUCCGCCGCCAGGAGCUCCGACCUGCGCUCGAAGACCCAUGCCGACCUCAACAAGUGGAUCAGCGCCAUGGAGGACCAGCUGCGGUCAGACGACCCAGGCAAGGACCUGACCAGUGUCAACCGGAUGUUGGCUAAGCUGAAGCGCGUGGAGGACCAAGUGAAUGUGCGGAAGGAGGAGUUGGGAGAGCUGUUCGCCCAGAUGCCCUCACUGGACGAGGAAGAGGGGGGUGCUGACAUGAGCAUCGAGAAGCGGUUCCUGGACCUCCUGGAGCCCCUGGGGAAGAGGAAGAAGCAGCUGGAAUCAUCCAGAGCCAAGCUGCAGAUCAGCCGUGACUUAGAGGACGAGACGCUAUGGGUGGAAGAGAGGUUGCCUCUGGCCCAGUCGUCCGACUACGGCAUUAAUCUGCAAACUGUGCAGCUGUUCAUGAAGAAGAACCAGACGCUGCAGAACGAGAUCCUGGGCCACGCGCCCCGGGUGGAGGAUGUGCUGCAGCGAGGCCAGCGGCUCGUGGAGGAGGCCGAGAUCGACUGCGGGGACAUUGAGGAGCGCCUGGGCCACCUGCAGAGCUCGUGGGACACGCUGCGGGAGGCAGCGGCCGGGCGGCUGCGGCGCCUGCGGGAUGCCAGCGAGGCCCAGCAGUACUACCUGGACGCGGGCGAGGCUGAGGCCUGGAUCAGCGAGCAGGAGCUCUAUGUCAUCUCAGACGAGACCCCGAAGGACGAAGAAGGCGCCAUCGUGAUGCUGAAGCGGCACUUGCGGCAGCAGCGCGCGGUGGAGGAGUAUGGGCGGAACAUCAAGCAGCUGGCCGGCCGGGCCCAGGGCCUGCUCGCGGCGGGCCACCCCGAGGGGGAGCAGAUCAUCAGGCUUCAAGGGCAAGUGGACAAGCAGUAUGCAGGGCUGAAGGACAUGGCCGAGGAGCGCAAGCGGAAGCUGGAGAACAUGUACCACCUGUUCCAGCUGAAGAGGGAGGCCGACGACUUGGAGCAGUGGAUCGCCGAGAAGGAGCUGGUGGCCUCGUCCCCAGAAAUGGGGCAAGACUUUGACCACGUGACUCUGCUCCGGGACAAAUUCCGGGACUUUGCUCGGGAGACUGGGGCCAUCGGACAGGAGCGGGUGGACAAUGUGAAUGCCAUUAUCGAGCGGCUCAUCGACGCGGGCCACGGAGAGGCGGCCACCAUCGCCGAGUGGAAGGACGGGCUGAACGAGAUGUGGGCGGACCUGCUGGAGCUCAUCGACACGCGCAUGCAGCUGCUGGCCGCCUCCUACGACCUGCACCGCUACUUCUACACGGGCACCGAGAUCCUGGGCCUCAUCGACGAGAAGCACCGCGAGCUGCCCGAGGACGUGGGGCUGGACGCCAGCACCGCCGAGUCCUUCCACCGGGUGCACACGGCCUUCGAGCGGGAGCUCCACCUCCUGGGCGUGCAGGUACAGCAGUUCCAGGACGUGGCCACCCGCCUGCAGAUGGCGUACGCUGGGGAAAAGGCGGACGCCAUCCAGGACAAGGAGCGGGAGGUGUCUGCUGCGUGGCAGGCACUGCUUGAUGCCUGUGCCGGGCGCCGCACCCAGCUGGUGGACACGGCGGACAAGUUCCGUUUCUUCAGCAUGGCCCGCGACCUCCUCUCCUGGAUGGAGAGCAUCAUCCGGCAGAUCGAGACCCAGGAGAGGCCCAGGGACGUCUCCUCAGUGGAACUGCUCAUGAAGUAUCACCAGGGCAUCAGGGCGGAGAUCGAAACCCGCAGCAAGAACUUCAACGCCUGCCUGGAGCUCGGCGAGUCCCUGCUGCAGCGGGAGCACCAGGCCUCCGAGGAGAUCAGGGAGAAACUGCAGCAGGUGAUGUCCAGGAGGAAAGAGAUGAAUGAGAAGUGGGAGGCCCGCUGGGAGCGGCUCAGCAUGUUGCUGGAAGUGUGCCAGUUCUCUCGGGAUGCCUCCGUGGCUGAGGCGUGGCUGAUCGCCCAGGAGCCCUACCUGGCCAGCCGGGACUUCGGACACACGGUGGACAGUGUGGAGAAGCUCAUCAAGAGGCACGAGGCUUUCGAGAAGUCCACGGCCAGCUGGGCAGAGCGCUUCGCGGCCCUGGAGAAGCCCACCACGCUUGAGCUAAAAGAACGCCAGAUCCCAGAGACCCCCGUGGAGGAGACUGGGCCUCAAGAGGAGGAAGGCGAGACAGCUGGGGAGGGUCCCCGAGGUCCCCACCGAGCGGCCACGGAGAGAACGUCCCCGGGGGAAGAAGAGAGACAGUGGCCCCAGGACCUGCAGCCGCCACCCCCACCGGGGCCGCAGAAGGAAGAGCAGGAGGAGAAAUCCGGCGGGGAUGAGAGGCCCGCCACAGAGCCUCUCAAGGUCCUGGACACACCUCUGAGCGAGGGUGACGAGCCCAUCACGCUGCCGGCCCAGCAGGACCACGGGCACAGCGUGCAGAUGGAGGGCUACCUGGGCCGCAAGCAUGACCUGGAGGGGCCCAACAAGAAGGCAUCCAACAGGUCCUGGAACCACCUGUACUGUGUGCUCAGGAACAGCGAGCUGACCUUCUACAAGGACGCCAAGAACCUGGCCCUGGGGGUGCCCUACCACGGGGAGGAGCCCCUGGCCCUGAGGCAUGCCAUCUGCGAGAUUGCUGCCAACUACAAGAAGAAGAAGCACGUCUUCAAACUGAGGUUGAGCAAUGGCAGCGAGUGGCUCUUCCAUGGCAAGGACGAGGAGGAGAUGCUGUCCUGGCUGCAGGGCGUGAGCACCGCCAUCAACGAGUCCCAGAGUAUCCGCGUCAAGGCCCAGAGCCUGCCGCUGCCCUCCGUCACCGGCCCUGACACCAGCCUUGGCAAGAAAGACAAGGAAAAGAGAUUCAGCUUCUUCCCCAAAAAGAAGUAGCCUCUUGCGGCGCCCCACAGGUGGGGCCGGGCUGCGGGUGCCGCAGUGCCUCCCUCCACGGCCCAGGACAGGCUGGGGCAUCCUCAGCCUUGACCUUGGCCACAGCCCUCCUCCCGCCCGGCUGCUCGCUGCCUGCUGCCCGCCUGCUCCUAGUGGCCGGGCGGGGCUCCCGGGCCCACGCUGCACUGCAAUAGCUGCCUUCACCUGCCCGACGCCUGCUCCCCCACCAUCUGCAGAGCGGCUCCAGGGACACAGGCUCCCAGCCUCGCUGGGCCUCGGGGCCUGGGGGUAGGAUACGGUCUCCCAGGCACACGCCCUCCUCCCACCCUAUGUUGAGGAUGCACCAGCCCCCAGCCCCAUACAAGCUAGAGCAGGAGGCUAAUGGGUCCUCAGAUGCUCCCACUCCCAAAGCAGAUCUUGCAUGGGCUCACCCCCCACUUGGUCCAAACCAGAGAAAGGGAAGAGGACACUGGGAAUACCUGACCCACCCCCGGGCACGAGGAAGGAGCCUCCAGGUAGGCCCACAGGGAAAGGGGCUGCUGGGGCCUGAGGGACAUGAUGGCCCUGCUCCCCGCUGGGCUUCCUCAGAACUGGGACUCUCACCUCAGGGGCCACCACAUCCCUUCCCCCGUCCAAGGUCUGUGGGUCCCAAGGGCAAGGGGCCUCCCGCUGCUUCCAGCACUCUUUGCCACCACCACAGGUGGCAGAAGGGCCAGGAAGCUCUGCAGCGGUCCUUCCAGAGUCUAGAAUCUAGACCUUCCGUUGAAGCUUAGGGCUAGCGCUCAGACCUGAGGGAGGUAGACACGUCCUGACACUGCCUAAGGCGCUGCCUCUCCGCGCUGGGACCUCUCCCAGUAGCAGCUGAACCAGCAAUAUCAACUCAGACCCAGGCCCCCUUCGAGACAGUACAGUCCCCAGAUACCAGAUGGACAGCCCAGCACCUGGAGUCAAGCAGCCCAAAGCCAAAUGCCCAAUGUGCACUGUCUAUAUAGCUGGUCCCACCCGAGGUUACCGGCUGAUAGGCAGCCAAGUUCAUGUAUGACCUACCACCCUGGGAUGGCAAGCCUGGCCUCACCUGGGGGUUACCACCCUCACCACACAACCCAUGGACAGCUGGACAAAUGCUGGGGCCAGAGCCAUGAAGGUGGGGCACCCCUUGCUCAGCUUCUCUGAAGGCCCUGGCCUUGGGUCUUGGGGGAGUCACACGGGUGCAGAAGUCACCAAAUGUCACCCCAUCCCCAAGCACAGCUAAAGGGGUCCUGUAACCUAGAUGCACAGGGACGGCCUUCCCAGGCGGCCGAGGUUGACAUCCCGAGGGAAGGGGGCUGGGUCCACAGGGAUGUCCCUGCCGCGCUUCGAAAGCAACGCAGCUCCAGCCCAGUGUCUUAACGGGCUCAGUCCCGCAGAGGGGUGGAGCUGGUGGCAGUGCCCAUUUCCCCUGGGGAGACCAUACGAGGCCCUACGGCUGCCGCUGCUGCUUCCAUCACCCUCCCCAAAAGGAGCCUUAGAUUCUUCCGGCAGUGGGUGAGGCCAGGUAGAAACCCGGGGAUGGGCAUCUGGCCUUCCCAGGAACACUUAGCACUUAGCCUGAGUCUUCCGGGACAACUCUGCACACCUCGGGGAUCAAGACCACUACGUCAAGAUGAAGUGGACCUCAGCGGACAAGAACCGUGGGAGGGAGGUUCUCCGAUGGGAGCCUGACAUCCCUGGAUCAGGUGGUCCCGCCCUGCAGCCAGGGCCUUCAUGUGGCCUCUGUACACUUAACCCUGCAGCCCUCUUUGUGCCUACAGGGAGCGUAGUAUAGACCACUCACUAGCCUCUUUCUACGCCUGGGGAAACCAAGGCAGGAGUCAGUGAGGUAACCACACUCACCUGGCAAGAAAGAAGGCCUCUGGUACAUCUGAGGGCAUGUCCUGCUCUGGGCAGAGCGCGUUCCUUGCUGAAGAGCAGGUGCUGGCAAGUCUCCCUCCACUGUUUCCCAGGCCAGUCUUGAGGGAGCCCAGGGACAAGGGCCCCCCCUCCACGCGUGCCAAAGUAGCACCUGAGCGAGGAAUCUCAGCCCCAAGAAUGAAAAGGCCCCAAAGGAAGCACGCGGACCCAACCAGCCAGGUCCCCGACGGUCAAGGGUAGCCAGCUGCAUGCGACCCGCCGCCUAGUGCCAGCUCCCACAUCCCUCCACCACACAGGCCCCAAGACCCUCCACCAACUGGGCUGACAGUGCAGGCACCCAGCUUUGGGAGACUGUGCCACAUGGAGGCGAAGCCCCUGGUGCCCUGCAAGGCAAUUGUGGUAGUUUUGGGUUUUUUUGUCCUCCUUCCAUUUUCUACUCUGCAGUCUUUUAACAGAAUUCCCAAACUAGGUCGACACAGCUCCAGUCCACACCAGCACACCAGGCUUCCUCCCAGGGCAGUUGAGGAAGCUCCCUCUGGGCAUGGCCGGGUGGUCCUCCUGCCCCUUCACCCCCUGGCCUCCACGGACUCUGGCUGAGUGGGGAUGGAUGAUCCUUAGGCUUCCCUCCCCCACUAGCACCCAUCACAGGAGGCCUGUCGGAGGCUCCCGUCCACAGCACUUCCUUCCUGCCUAUUGGAGGGCAACAAGGGUCCCGGAGGCUGGUCCUGGAUCCCCUCCUCCCUUCAGUGGGAGGGGCAGAGAGCCCAAGGGCCAUGCGGCUUGGUCCCUUGGACACGCAAGCUCAGGGAGGACGUAGCGGAGGAGGCAGCUACAGAGGACUUUGCAACCCUGUUGGGCACAGACCACGCAACCUGGGGCCUACUGGGCCUCGUCCUCUACCUGCUCAAACGUGCUUCCACCAAACAGAGGAAACCCAUUUACUAGUUUUUCUAAUAAAUCAAUAAUGCUCCA